CUUCACAACCCAUUUUUAAUGAUUGCUUUCACCUUCAAUUGAAUCAGGUACUAGCAAUGCUUGUCGAUUGAAAAUUUCUACAGCAUCGCUUAAAGAAUAGAAUGUGAAAAAGAGCACUCCGCGAUGGUGCAGUCAUAUUACCCACUGAUGUCAUGGAAAGAUCGGAAAUUCUUGUCCACAUCUCAGCGCCAUGCGGGGUGAGCGACGACGCCCGCUAUCGUGCUCAGGCUGAAGCCAUUCUCAGUUUCCAGGGUGCCUCACGCCAAGUUAUAACUUCAAGAGCAGACAAUAGUAGGAGUGAUCAUGAUGAUACUACCUCUGCUGCCACCAGCGACGGUCUACCUUCCAACCGCACACCUCCACGAAAACCUGUGAUCCCUCUUAAUGAUAUACCCAAUCAUCCGGCCAUCAUGAUAUCUAAUGGGACCAUCGCUCUCGAAAAACAGCCACAUAGUUGUUCUCAAACAGAAUUCCUUGAUAGUCCAGUGAGCGUUAUUCCGGACUCUCAACCUGGGAUGUUAUCUUCGGACCCCGACAACCUGCAGAAUGUCGAUCGUCAGCCAUCUACUAUCCCACCCCCUUGGCCCCCUUGUUCUCCGGAUGUACCCCCCACCAAGAGAGAUCGGGCAAUUUCACUGUCACGAAGGGGUGGCCUAAAGAAACCUCGCCAUAUCCAGCGGAAAACGGAGGAAGCUGAUAUUGCUCAAAUUGGUGAUCUCGCUGUACUACCCACAACAAGCUUUCCUAUUCCUGCAGAGAUCAGACCCCCAUUACCUCCAAUAUCGAAAGAACAUUUUAUAACUCAUAUUACUCCAACCCUAGAAAUGCUAGCUACUCGCCUGAAGGGAAGGACAUACAACCCCCUCCAACAAACUAGAGAACUACAUAAGUUGGAAAGAGGCUACUGGUAUCUCCGUAUUAAUGUCACCGAAGCGGAGACACACGAAUCUGAUGUCUCCACAGAGGGAAGUAACGGAGCUUGCAACUGGGAUAUAUCUAUGUUCUCUCGCUUCUGGUCUUUCUUGGCGGAAUUUAUCAAAGAAGGUCGUGCUGGUUGGGGAGUAUGGUGUAUACUCGAAGAUGUGCCAAACACUCAAUUACCGCAUGAUAGCCUGCGGUCUGCGUGGCGAGAAGUGAAUAUUCGCCAGCUAACUCUCAAAACUUAUGCAUGGGGCGAAAUUGCUUUUCAUGUAUACCUUCUCUUGUUCUUAGCUAGCGAACGCCGGGUUCGCAAAAUGGGCGCUCAGUGGCGAGAUGGCCGGGGUGAUGUCGUUAUCCACAUGCCAUGAUAUGUAAUACGAUGACCGCAACCCCUCUUUAAGGAGUACUGUUUGCACAUACAUACAAUGAUACAUAGAUAAAACAUGACAAAUGUAAUGUGAAAAGCCAGAGAAAUCAUGGAACUAAUGGGUAUUAAU
Molecule: messenger RNA, 1418 nt
Organism: Aspergillus alliaceus
Lineage: Eukaryota; Fungi; Ascomycota; Eurotiomycetes; Eurotiales; Aspergillaceae
Exons: 1
Coding region: 153-1289 (378 amino acids)
Source: RefSeq, a predicted model, not a curated record